UCGCAUCCCUUGUGGUUUAUGGCCCUUGUCGUCGUCGGCCUCCAUGCCAUUGUUGUCUCCGUGGCAACCUUCCUCAUAUGGCUGUAUCGCUCUUUUAUCCGGCCGGGGAGGGAUCUGGGCCGGCGCUAUGGAAAGUGGGCGGUGGUCACCGGCGCCACAGAUGGCAUCGGUCGUGCCAUUGCCCACGAGCUUGCGCGCCAGGGCCUACACCUCGUCUUGAUCGGACGGAAUCCCAGAAGGCUCUCCCUUGUCUGCAAGGAGGUCCAGAAAGCUGCGCCAUCCUGCAAGGUUAGGACCGUGGUGUUCGACCUCGCUGGGGAUGCGCCAGAAAUGUCUCGCGGCGUGGCGAGUGUGACCGCAGCCGUGGAGGGGCUGGACGUCGGGAUCCUGGUGAACAACGCCGGCGCGACGUACCCUGGCGCGGCCUAUUUCCACGAGGUGGAGACUCGGGACUGGGAGGCGGUGGUGCGGGUGAACGUGGAGGCGGCCACACGGAUCACUCGAGCUGUCGUGCCGGCGAUGGUGACCAAACGGAGGGGUGCCAUCGUCAACAUGGGGUCCGGAUCAUCAGUCAUUCUGCCGGCGUUCCCGUUCUACGCUGUGUACGCAGCAAGCAAAGCGUAUAUUGAUCUGUUUUCCCAAAGUGUAAGCAUUGAAUACAAACAAUAUGAAGUGGAUUUGCAGUGCCAGAUUCCAUUGUACGUCGCUACCAAGAUGUCCCGAGUUGGCGACUCGUUGUUCGUACCUUCCCCACAGGAGUACGCGGAAGCCGGUGUUCGCUGCAUUGGUUACGAGGCAAGAUGUGUCCCCUAUUGGCGCCACUCGGUCCAGUGUUUCCUCGCGUCUCUAUUGCCAGAUUUUGCUCUUAAUGCUUGGCGGCUCCGAGUUGGCAUCCGGAAGAGACGGGAGACGAGCUCCUCUACUUGA
Messenger RNA from Hordeum vulgare subsp. vulgare (domesticated barley), 927 nucleotides. Its product is annotated as very-long-chain 3-oxoacyl-CoA reductase-like protein At1g24470. The record is from RefSeq and is a predicted model, not a curated record. The transcript has 3 exons. The coding region runs from base 19 to 927 and encodes 302 amino acids. Lineage: Eukaryota; Viridiplantae; Streptophyta; Magnoliopsida; Poales; Poaceae. Gene Ontology annotation, molecular function: ketoreductase activity. Gene Ontology annotation, cellular component: endoplasmic reticulum.